This is a messenger RNA of Malania oleifera, 1389 nucleotides long. RefSeq names its product ABC transporter I family member 17-like. The transcript has 4 exons. The record is from RefSeq and is a predicted model, not a curated record. Lineage: Eukaryota; Viridiplantae; Streptophyta; Magnoliopsida; Santalales; Ximeniaceae. Gene Ontology annotation, biological process: phosphate ion transmembrane transport. The coding region runs from base 441 to 1232 and encodes 263 amino acids. Gene Ontology annotation, molecular function: ATP binding; phosphate transmembrane transporter activity; ATP hydrolysis activity. Gene Ontology annotation, cellular component: membrane.
AAAUCUGAAAAAAGGAAAAAAUUGAAAUACAAUUUCUUCUCAAAUUUUGCAAAUCAAAUAAGGAAUGUGAUUCGGUUUCAUUGAGUAAAUCAAACAGGGAAUGUGAUUCGGUUCAUGAGUAAAUCAAAUGGGGGUUAAAAAGCUUGGCGACGAACUGAGACGUGACGUGGAAGUCUGCUACUGCCUUACAUUUUGCCAGGGGCAGGUGGCACUGAGGACGAAACUCGCCUGAGUAGGACGACCGGGGCAGGUGGCAGUGUGGCACUGAGGACGACACUCGCUCGAGUAGAGCGACUGGGGAAGGCUUUUCCCGUCCCACUGUAUCUGCCGUGUCAUCUUCCUCUCGGGACAUUCAAAAUCCAAAGAAGAACACACGCACACACACAUUGCAACUUUAUUUCUUGCCCAAUCCAUUCCUCCUUCCCUCAACUCGCAGCCCAAUGUAUUCAGAUUUAAAUGCAUUUGCAGACGAGGCUAGGGAGCACCUACUGGAUGUGGAGGAUGGGGAAGCCGCCAAAACGAAGUUCCAGAUACGGGAUCUGAGCAAAGUGUCGGACGCCGGAGCGCCGAUUCUGAGCGACGUUAACCUGGACGUGGCGGAGGGGGUGAUAAUGGGGAUUAUAGGCCCCAGCGGUAGCGGAAAAUCCACGCUGUUGAGGGCGUUGAACCGCCUUUGGGAGCCCCCUUCUUCCACCGUCUUCUUGGACGGUCAAGACAUUCGCCACCUCGAUGUUCUCACCCUCCGUCGCAAGGUCGGGAUGCUCUUCCAGCUACCCGCUCUCUUCGAAGGUACUGUGGCAGAUAAUAUACGAUAUGGACCACAACUAAUAGGGAAGAAGUUAUGUGAUGAUGAGGUGCACAAGUUGCUUAGACUUGCAGACCUCGACCUUGCCUUUUUCAACAGAAAUGUUGAAGAACUCUCUGUUGGUCAAGCUCAAAGAGUCGCACUAGCACGGACCCUAGCAAAUGAACCAGAAGUUUUGUUGUUGGAUGAGCCAACAAGUGCAUUGGAUCCAAUAUCAACACAGAACAUAGAGGAUGUUAUGAUAAAGCUUAAGAAGAAUCAUGGAAUGAGUAUCAUUAUGGUCUCCCACAGCAUCAAACAAAUCCAGAGGAUUGCUGAUGUAGUAUGCCUCCUUGUGAAUGGUGAGAUUGUUGAAGUUUUAGGGCCUGACAAACUAUCGGAAGCCAAGCAUCCCAUGGCACUUAGGUUUCUUCAACUCAGCUCCUAAACUUUGUCCUAUAUUGUACCUUUUGUAACUCUAAUAUUUAAUGAUUGUGCUUGUUGAAUUUUCCAUAUGUAAGCUUACAUUCUUAACUAUAAUAAUGCUUUAUUUGAUGUAUAGCAUGUGUUUGCAAGUGAUAAAUUUAUAGUGCGUUCUCUUUUAA